This is a messenger RNA of Kluyveromyces lactis, 2463 nucleotides long. Its product is annotated as LicD family protein. The record is from RefSeq and is a predicted model, not a curated record. Bases 1 to 2463 code for a protein of 820 amino acids. The transcript has a single exon. Lineage: Eukaryota; Fungi; Ascomycota; Saccharomycetes; Saccharomycetales; Saccharomycetaceae.
AUGUCCGUGUAUUUGGACCAUAUUAACGAACAUUUCGAUGAGAUUACCAGUGAGGGGUCACAGUUCGAAUUACCCUUUAAUUGGUACGAUUGGGCGGAUUUAUCGUCAUUGAACGAUUUUAUCGAUAUGGAACCUGAGGAGAAAUUGGAUUGUUCCUUUGUGGUUCGUAAAUAUUUCCCUCUGGAAACGGUGAAGAAAUUAGAGACCAAGUUCAAGCGUAAGCUUUUUGAUUACGAUCGUUUGAAACCACUUGGGGUUCAGGCUUUCUUACAAAACACUAAAUUGAUCGAUCCCACUGUUUCUGAUCCAAUAGUCGAUAUCGAUGAACAUUGUGUUUCCAACAAUAGUCCAUUUUCGCCCGGGUUCAUGUCCAUCAAGACUCUAAAUUGGUCAAGACCAGAAGUGUACAAUUUGCAAGCCAGAUCCGUGUUAUACACCAACCCUUCUGCUCAACCGCUUUCGGUCACUUUCCUUAACAAUCAAAGUUCUUUGCAAGUUCCAGUAACAUCGGCUAACUCUGUGGGUAAAGAAGAAGAAGGAAGCCCAGAUCAAGAUUGGAAACCAAAUUCCAUAUUGUUCAAUGGGUUGUUACAAAAAUUCAUCGGGAAGUAUAAAAAAUCACCAAAAUUCGAUCCAUUUGCCAUUUGGUCUCAACUAUCUCCAAAGAUCAAGAAUUUCCAAUUCAACGGUGAAGGACAUCGUCGACUCCCAUAUAAGCUCGAAUUGAACGAAUCAUCUUUUGAAUUUAAUGCACUAGGAAGAUAUAACGAGUUGAAGGCCAAUGAAGCUAAUAUUUCUGCACAUCAAAGGCAUUACAUGGAAGCUUUAGAGCUUUCUUUGAAUACGCAUUACAUCGACCUAACGAAGUAUUUCACCGAAGCUUCUCAUGUCACGGAUAUGAUUCAUCUGGGUCAUCAUUACGAUGGAAGGUUCUUCCGUGGUGGAUUAUCUCAUAGUGAAGUUAGAGCCAGAUUGGAUGCCAUUAUUAGAGCCUGGUUGCAUUUCACUGUUUCCAAUGAUCUUACUGCAUGGUUAGCUCAUGGUACUUUGUACGGUUGGCUUUACAACGGAUUGGCGUUCACUUGGGAUGGUGAUCAUGACGUUCAAAUGCCUAUUGCUGAUUUAAACCGUAUGGCGAAAAAAUUUAACCAAACCGUUAUCGUUGAGGAUCCUACUAGAGGAAACGGUAGAUAUUUCCUCGACGUGGGUACCUUCAUCACUGCUAGGAACAAGGGGAACGGUUUGAAUAACAUUGACGCCAGAUUCAUUGACGUUGAUUCUGGUUUGUACGUUGAUAUCACCGGUCUUUCUGUAUCUUAUGAACCAAUUGCCGAUAGAUUCGAAUGGUUAGUCCACAAAUAUUUUAAUGAUUUGAAAACUGACCCAGAACAUAUGCCAUUCUACGAGGACCCUAACGUUGUUCCUAACGUCUCAGGGCUCAGCGUUCUGGAUAGAUUGAAGUAUGAAUUGGCAUUAAAUAAGACCGAAGGACAAUUGACAAGAGCAAGGCAUGAGUAUUUGUCUCGAAACAUCAAAGAAAGAGAUAAGAAAGAACUUUAUCAAUCAGAUUCGUUAAAGGAUAGGUACAACAUUAAUAAACAUGCUCAAGCUUACAAUUGUAGAAAUAAGCAUUUCCAAACUCUAUUCGAACUAUCUCCACUAAGGUUAACUUUUUUCCAUGGUGUUCCAGCAUAUGUACCAAACUUGGUCCUCAAGGAUUUAAAUGCAGAGUAUAAGGUCCCAAUUGAAAACGGUUACCAAUGUUAUGAAGGUGAAUGUUAUGUCCCUGAGUUAAGAGGCUGGUAUCCCGAGGGGAGAGUUAAACAGAUGGUAGAGUUGUUAGUGAAAAGUCCAAACUUGAAGAAAGUUUUCCCUGAGGAUGGAAUCAAGAAGCUCGAAAAAAACGAGUUUGAAUUGCUCCUAAUGGAAUUCUCGCAGGAUCCAAAACUUGAAGAGCUAUUCAUCUAUGCUGUCAACACUUUCCAAAUCACCGCGUUCAGACAACGUGAGUUGGAAUUCAUCUAUGAUGGUAAGAUGUUAAGCUAUGACAAGAAUAUGCUUUUGGAUGAAUUCAUUCAGAACAGGUACUUCAAUCCGGUCUUCAAAGACGUAUUCCUAAAGAAACAAGAUACGGCGAUCUGGAAUGAAUUCGUGGAGAAUACAGAUAUCCCAUACGGGCAGAUUGAUAAACUUUGGAGAGAAUUGAAAUUGAAGGUCGCUAGGCAAUUGUUCAAAUUGGACGAGAAGUAUGCGAAUUACAAAAUCGAUUGGGCUAACGAUGCAGGUUACCAAUCACCUGCAAGUCCAUUGAAUUUCAAUACUCGUGGUGAGAAAUUCUACAUCAUGGGUAAGAAAUGGAACAACAGACUCGUUGUCAGAGAUCCUGUGGACCUGGAUACUUCUAUCACUGAACAAUAUCAUUUAAGUGAUGAAAAGAAAUACACUAAGAAAAAAGACAAUUAA